AUGGGUACAACACCCAAGGCUGACCGUCCAAAUAGCCACCAUGAUCAUGCUGGCGGUAAUGAAGGGAUUCUCAAACAAUUUGGCAAACUUUCGGUGAUUGGCGGGAAAGACUGUGCCCAUGUCACCCAAACACCCGAGCACGGUGAGAAGUUCAAGAUUGGGGAGCGGAUCACUGUUACCGCUUUACACACCCCUUGUCAUACUCAAGACAGCAUUUGCUAUUUUGCCGAAGAUGGGAACGAGCGCGUCGUAUUUACCGGCGAUACUCUAUUCAUUGGAGGAUGCGGAAGAUUCUUUGAAGGCAAUGCAACAGAAAUGCACAAGGCACUCAAUGAAGUGCUUGCCUCGCUCCCGGACGAUACCAGAGUAUAUCCUGGACAUGAAUAUACCAAGUCAAAUGUGAAAUUCUGCUCCACGGUUUCCCAGUCAGAAGCUGUUAAGAAACUGGAGGAGUUUGCCAAUAACAACCAGCAAACCCAAGGAAAAUUCACUAUCGGUGAUGAGAAGGACCCUAAAAUUCAAAAGGUAGUAGGGGCAACUGAACCGGUUGAGGUCAUGAACCGUUUACGAGAGAUGAAGAACAAGAUGUAG
Molecule: messenger RNA, 591 nt
Organism: Trichophyton benhamiae CBS 112371
Lineage: Eukaryota; Fungi; Ascomycota; Eurotiomycetes; Onygenales; Arthrodermataceae
Exons: 5
Coding region: 1-591 (196 amino acids)
Molecular function (GO): hydroxyacylglutathione hydrolase activity
Source: RefSeq, a predicted model, not a curated record